This is a messenger RNA of Labeo rohita (rohu), 2719 nucleotides long. It is a transcript of the gene txnipa, whose product is annotated as thioredoxin interacting protein a. NCBI's taxonomy places the organism in Eukaryota, Metazoa, Chordata, Actinopteri, Cypriniformes, Cyprinidae. The record is from RefSeq and is a predicted model, not a curated record. The coding region runs from base 244 to 1446 and encodes 400 amino acids. The transcript is spliced from 6 exons. Gene Ontology annotation, biological process: protein transport. Gene Ontology annotation, cellular component: cytoplasm. Gene Ontology annotation, molecular function: ubiquitin protein ligase binding.
UAAAACCGUAGCCUAGCCCCGCGUACACAAAGAUCCUAUACUGACCAUGCGAGCGAGGACUGUGUGAAUUGUGAAUCUGCAUAAAGCACCAGUCUGCUGCAGUUCAUACCACGUCUAACUUUCAUUAGCUUUGGCUGAAGACUAGACGCACUUUUGAAGGACUACUGAAUAUCUGGUUGAAUUACCAACUUUCAGACGCGUGUCUUCAUUUCGUUGCGGCUUGGACGUUUAUAAGACAACACAAUGGUGGCGAUGACAAAAAGAGUCAAGGUCUUCGAGAUCGUUUUCAACGAUCCAUCCAAGACCUUCUACUGCAGUGGAGAUAAAGUGGCCGGGAAGAUCUUGGUCGAGGUGUUGGAGGUGACCAGGGUGAUGACCAUGAAGAUCCUGGGAGUUGGAUGCGCUAAAGUGGAGUACGCGAAAGGCAAACAGAGAUGCCGUGAAGAAAUUGACUAUCUGAAGUAUGAAGACGUUGUCCACCUUGAUGACCAGCCAGCAGACACAGAUGGAUCAGUCAUCCUCCGUCCUGGCAACAAAUAUGAAUACUCCUUUGGCUUUGAGCUUCCUCAACAAGGACAUCUGGUGUCUUCCUACAAGGGCAAGUUUGGGUUUGUUCAAUACUUCGUGAAGGCUCUGAUGGAAAGACCUGCUCAGCCCGCCUUGGAGUGCAAGAAGCACUUUGAGGUUGAGGAACCAUUGGAUGUCAACACUCCAGACUUGCUGUCCCCUACUGGAGGCAUGAAGGAGAAGAAGGUCACCUGCAUGUUCAUCCCAGAUGGCCAGGUUUCUCUAAAUGCCAAAAUCGACAGGCGUGGCUUCUGCGAGGGUGAAGAGAUCUGCAUUGAUGCCAAAUUUGAGAACACCUGCUCUCGCAUUGUGGUACCCAAAGCGGCAAUCGUCGCCAAGCACACGUACCAGGCCAACGGCCGCACCAAGGUCUUCAGGCAAAAGCUCUCCUCAGUACGUGGCAACCACAUCAUCUCCGGCAUGUGCGACGCCUGGCAGGGCAAGAGCAUCCGUGUACCAAAGAUCAAGCCAUCGAUUUUGGGUUGCAACAUCAUUCGAGUUGAAUAUGCGCUCAUGAUUUACAUGCAUAUCCCAGGCAGUGAUAAGUUGGUUCUGGAGCUGCCCUUGGUCAUUGGGACCGUUCCCUACAAUGGUUUUGGUAGCCGCACCAACAGCAUGAGCAGCCAAGAUGGUUCAGUCAGCAAUGCAUCGAAUAGCUGGGUGUCCCUACGGAUGCCGUCAUCCGCCCCGCCAAGCUACUGCGAUGUUACACGCGACUGCAGCCUGGACCAACCUCUUACGCCACUGUUGGAUGACUAUGAUGGCGGAGACAGUCCUAUCUUCAUGAACGCCCCCCAAUUCCAGUUCCCCCCACUCCCAGCAUAUUCUGAGGUUGAUGAAGAAUUCAUCGGCAAUGCCCGCAUGCUUCCCGUCUGCUGAACCAACCUAGCAGAGCCCUAGAACUGAACUGUUGCCCAUCAUAAAAAGGGUUUCUUUUCCACUCUAAGCACUUCAGGCUUUCACCAUGCGGAUCAGAGGCGGUUUGAGAAGUGACGUGUGAAAGUGAAGACAAAGCGGAGGAUUUUGGGGCCCUAGUGGCCCCUGUGCAGGAUGAGCUAGUCGAAGUUCAGAGGAAGAUGGCGUGAAGUCUGAGCUCUUAUGUGCCUGCAUUGCUGACAGCCUUCUUAUAUCAUGCAUCAGUCAAGUUAAAUGUGUUUCUGUCAUAUUAUUGAUGCUGUUUCAGGGCCUGAAAGAGGGCACGCAGGCUGUUUGGCAUGCUGUAUUUCAUUGUUUUUGAGCUGCUCUUUCUUAAAAUGAGAUUACUGCUGAGGUGCAAUGUUAUUGUGCCGCAUUAUAGCCAUUUAAGCACACAUAGACUUUCCCAGUUCGUGGUCAUGUACUUUCCAAUAGACCCCAAUAUAAUGUUCAUUAGAAUUUGGAACAUCAUUUUCGUUAUCAUUCCGUAAUUUUUUUUUUUUCUGUGGGGAUGAAAGAUUGCAUUUGUAGAAACAUUCAACACAUUUGAUUUUAUGUUGGUCGUAAAGUAAAGUUAAUGUCCUAUCCAGAGAUAUAUUAUUCUAAGUUACUGAAAUGUAAAGAAUAAAUGUAGUAUAUCGAAAGGGAAAAUCAUGCAGUGUCAGUGUAUAUAAUGUACCAGUGUUUUGUUUUUCAUUUGAAUGCACUUUUUAUGGAUGCAGGUUGCUGUAUAACUACUCCCAGGGAGAUUUCCUAUGUUUUUGUUUUGUUUUUCUCUUGUCUUCCAAAAUUGUUCAUUGAGGGAUCAAGCAUUGCAUGCUCAACUCGAGACACUGUACUGUAAUGCGUUCAAAACCUCGUCCUAACAAAGGGCUCCACUGAUGUUGCUUCUUCCACUGUGGACUUGAACAUUAGGCCAAAAACGAACUUAAUACUUCAAGUGCCAAAACUGGGGUCUGUUUGGACUUUGAACCCCCAACCAUGUUCAUUCGCGAGACCAGAAGCUGCACUGUGUGUAGACGUAUCCUGAAGACAUUUUGAUGAACAUUUCACUUGUGGAGAUCUUCCUGAACUUUGUGUGUGUGUGUUUUGUUUUGUUUCUUAUAGAGUAUACGAUGACUGUUACUGUUAUUAUGAACAGUGCAAAUUUUGCAAUGUGCAGAGUAUCAUUUUUGUAUCUAAGUUAAAGUGUUUUUUGUAUAAGAAACUUGUUUUCAAUAAAAAAAUUAAGAUGUUA